Molecule: messenger RNA, 3772 nt
Organism: Erythranthe guttata (spotted monkey flower)
Lineage: Eukaryota; Viridiplantae; Streptophyta; Magnoliopsida; Lamiales; Phrymaceae
Source: RefSeq, a predicted model, not a curated record
AUUAAUUAAUUUCACUGCUUUUUGAAGGCAGCCUAACUCAGGAGAGAGAGAGAGAGAGAUAAAAGUGAGACCUACCCCUUCUCGAAUCAGAUUGUGCCACGUAGCCCGUCAACCCCAACGAGCUCGCGUCGCCACCGUGAGAUCUUGCACCGACUCCACACACCAAACAAUCGAUUGACACGUUUCCCUAGCCUCACCGCCUGUUUCCGGUCACUUGCUAUCCUUCACCCGCUGUAGCCGGUGGCUUACCCUCUCUUUACUCCCGCUAGGUAUAUAAACACCGACCAGCAGGCGAAAAUUUCUCCUUUUCUUUCCUUCUGCAAAAAUUCUUUCUGAUUACUCUCUACAUUUCCAGGGUUACCUUACACUAAUUUAUAUCUUCUUUUUUUGUUUUUCAAAUUAAAUAUCUUCAAUUAGAGCUUCAAUUUCUACACUCUGCUGUUCGAAAUGAUGUUUUGAAGCUCGAAGCCUUGAUUCUCUUUCCCUCCAUGUUGCUUUAGUGGGAAUUAAUCCAAACGAUUGUUCAUUUUGGACUUCUGUUUUGCUCCAUUGAAGAAUAACUGGGUGUGGAAGAAGGCACUGGUGAACAAAUAGAUGUAUUAUUGUGUUGAUUAGUGCUUCCCAGAUCUAUUUCAAGAGGAAUGUGGAUGAAGCUACAAUGUUUUUUUCCACUUUAGCUAGCUUGUUUUUUUCUUCUGUACAGUAUCCCGUACUACCAAAAGGGUUUGGUACUUCAUAGCCAUUUGCAUCCCAGCCGUUGAGCAUAGGUUCUUCCAAUGGUGCCUUCGCGGGUGGUUGGAGGUAUGGCACAAUCAUCUUCAAGUUCAGGUAUAUUUUUCCAAGGAGACGGGCGAUCCCAGAUUGCAGGAAAUUCUCAGUUGGGUUCAAAUUUUGUAAACUCGUCGCAUUCAUUACCCGGAAAUUCACGGGCCAACAUGGGCCCGCUCUCGGGGGACAUCAAUAACGCAGUCUUGAAUAGUGUAGCUACCUCCGGACCUAGUGUUGGAGCAAGUUCUUUGGUCACGGAUGCCAACUCAGGUCUUUCAGGAGGAGGUCCUCACAUGCAGAGAAGUGCUAGUUUCAAUACAGAAUCUUACAUGCGCUUGCCUGCCUCACCCAUGUCAUUCACAUCUAAUAACGUUAGUAUCUCUGGUUCUUCAGUCAUGGAUGGAUCCUCUGCGAUGCAGCAAAACUCCAAUCAAGAAGGGUCGCAACCUCACCAUAGUCAGCAGCAUCAGGGAGCUUCAAGUGCCACAUCAUUGCCUGGAUCACGGAUGGGGCAAGUUCAGAUCCCUGGUGGUCCUAGGGUUCCUAAUUCUUUCAUUCAGGAUCCAACUUCCAUAUCUCAGCUACAAAAGAAACCCCGAUUGGAUAUCAAGCAGGAAGAUAUUUUACAACAGCAUGUUUUGCAGCAGCUUUUGCAAAGACAAGAUCCCAUGCACUUACAGAACUCCAAUCCGCAGUUUCAAGCAUUAGUUCAUCAACAAAGACUAAGGCAGCAACAGCAACAACAGCAGCAACAGCAACAGCUUCUUCAGUCUAUGCCGCCUAUGCAGAGAGCUCAGCUGCUGCAGCAGCAGCAGCUGCAGCAACAACAACAGCAGUUGAGACAGCAGCUUUUACAGCAGCAGAGCUGCCAGAGCAUGCAGCCUGCCUCGGGAAUGAAGCGUCCGUACGAUGGUGGUGUUUGCUCACGUCGACUAAUGCAGUACCUUUAUCAUCAGAGGCAGCGACCCGCUGACAAUACUAUUGCGUAUUGGAGAAAAUUUGUGGCCGAGUAUUACUCCCCACGUGCAAAGAAGAGGUGGUGUUUAUCCUUAUACGAUAAUGUUGGGCAUCAUUCACUAGGGGUAUUCCCUCAAGCAGCAAUGGAUGCAUGGCAGUGUGAAAUUUGUGGUUCAAAAUCUGGGAGGGGAUUUGAAGCAACUUUUGAAGUGCUCCCCAGACUAAACGAAAUAAAAUUUGGUAGUGGUGUUAUCGACGAGCUUCUGUUUCUGGACUUGCCUCGUGAAUGCCGAUUCCCUUCUGGAAUGAUGAUGCUGGAGUAUGCAAAGGCAGUUCAAGAAAGUGUUUAUGAGCAACUCCGUGUGGUUCGUGAGGGUCAGCUCCGUAUCAUGUUCACCCCUGAUUUAAAGAUAUUAUCUUGGGAAUUUUGUGCGAGGCGUCAUGAAGAACUUCUUCCUCGUAGAUUAGUUGCACCACAGGUGAAUCAAUUACUACAGGUCGCACAGAAAUGCCAAAGCACAAUAUCUGAAAGUGGACCUGAUGGCAUUUCCCAACCAGACUUGCAGGCAAACAGUGCAAUGGUCGUAACAGCUGGACGUCAGCUUGCUAGGAGUUUGGAGUUACAGUCGCUAAAUGAUUUGGGCUUUUCCAAAAGAUAUGUGCGAUGCCUACAGAUAGCCGAAGUUGUGAAUAGCAUGAAAGACCUGAUGGAUUUCAGCACAGAACAGAAAAUUGGUGCUAUUGAGGGAUUGAAGAACUUCCCCCGACACCCGUCUGCAACCAAAAGUCACAUGCAAAAGAUGCAAGAAGUGGAGCAGGGUGGUGGUGGUGGCCCACCUGAUGAUCGAAGCACUCUGAACAAGCUAAUGGCAUUGCAUCCUGGUCUCAAUGGUUCAAUCAACAACAACAAUAAUAAUAAUAGUAACAAUAAUAAUAGUAAUAAUAACAAUAAUAAUAAUAAUAACCAACAACAUCUGGUCGGCCGAGGAGGAGGAGUUGCUGUGAAUGGGACAGCUCAGGCAGCUCGUGCUUUGUCCAACUACCAGAAUUUGCUAAUGAGACAAAGCUCCAUGAACUCAAACCCUCAGCAGCAAGAACCAUCUUCUCCCUUCAAUAACACUCCAGGCACUUUGCAGCAUAAUUCUCCGGUGAGCGGCCAAGCUUCUCAAGUACAGCAACAGCAGCAUUCACCGACACGGAAUGGUCUCUUACAGCAAAAUCAAGCUCAGGGUGGCAGCAGCGGUGGCAGCAGCCAAGCAUUGCAGCAACAAAUGAUCCAUCAAUUGCUGCAGGAUAUGACAAAUAAGAAAAACGGGACAGUGCCUGUGCAACAGAAUCAUCAAGGUGGUGGUGGUGGUGGGAGUAUGUCCAAUGAUGGUGGUGGUCUUGGCUAUAGGGCUUCUCAGGCAAUGACUAGUGCCGGAAAGGAGACGGGGAAUGGUGCGGGGUACCACCCCCCUAGUAGAAGCAAUAGUUUCAAAACUGCUUCUAAUGGUGAAUCCCCAGCGCAAGCUGGCAAUGUUGGAUUCGGCCAAAAAUCAUCGGAUCUGUCCGAUAAUCUUCAGUUAUCUGAUGAGUUCGUUUCGGAUGUUGCCCAUGAAUUUGCGGAGAACGGGUUUUUUAACAACGAUCUAGAUGACAAUAUGAACUUCAGCUGGAAGCCAUGAAAUGAGUAAACGGUGUGUUGAGCUAUGUAUGUUGUAUGGAGUGGCAGUGGAAUCUGAAUGUGUUUCUGUAUAGGUUGUGCUUUAAUUUACCUCUCACUUUUAUUAGCUGUUGCCAGAUUAUCGAGCAGCCAGCUUGAAUGUUCAAUAGGACUAUAGUUGUUGUUUGUUGUUACCUCUUCUUUUACUCGUGGGGUUCCGUUCUUGAAAGGUCUUGUAAUUGUAAUCUAUUUAGAUGGUAUUUAGGAUCUUGAAUUUGCUCUUUUUGAAUUCGGGGUGUGGUAUUGCUUUUCUCCCUGCUGUAAUUUGAACGUGGACUAAUUGCUCAGUUAAAUUGUAUUAGUUUGCUAAUGAGUUCGAAUACUACGAACUUUUAUAGUCAA